AUGAAACCUCAUAAUGCUGUAGCAAGUAAUGUUUAUGAUAAUGCACAAGAAAGUGGAUAUGAGACUCAAGAAAAACCACAUCCACAUCAGCAACAAGCUUCGGUUCACACAAGUGAUGAUUGCGAUAACAAAAAACGAAAAUGUUCAUCAUUAGAAGAGCAUACCUUUGUUAGUAGUACAGACCCACUUAUCCCGUGUGUAUUAGCACAUUGGGGUUGUCGCGAUAAAAUACGCCGAUCUGAAGUACAUGAACAUUGUUUAACAAAAUUACAUCAAAAUUGUUUAUUAUUAUGUAUUCAUCAUUACGUUUUGACAAUUCACGCAGGAAUGAACAAUAUACAAAUAUCUGCUGAUCGAUCAAAACCGACGAAAACUGACAGUGAUCUAUCAUAUACAGAAUCUAUCAGUGAUUUAUAUGAACAAAAUACACAAUUGUACGAAACACUCACAAUUCUAACCGGUGGUAUUCAAACAUUGAUGCAAGACGCGACACGAAGUACUAAUGAUUUUGCGUAUUUAACCAGUUCUGUGAAUCAAUAUUGUCAAGAAAAAGUGAAGUUGCAGCAGGCAGUAGAAGAACAAGGCGUACAAUUGCGUAAUAUACAGAUGAAUCAAGAUAUCAUUCAGCAUGAAUUGACUUUGGCUAAACAAACGAUGAAUAAUUCACAGCAGGCGAAUUACGACGGGACAUUUAUAUGGAAAAUAACUGAUGUUGCUAAGCUAAAGAUAAGCGCUGAAUCAGGAAGACAACCAAGUAUCUAUUCACCACCGUUUUAUAGCUCAUUCAAUGGAUAUAAAAUGUGUAUGCGAUUAUAUCUGAAUGGCGAUGGACUUGCCAGAAGCACGCAUAUAUCACUGUUUUUUGUUCUGAUGCGAGGAGAAUAUGAUGCCAUAUUAAAAUGGCCAUUUCAUUUUAAAGUAACAUUCUGUCUGUUUGAUCAGUCUGGUCAACAACGUCACAUUAUUGACUCAUUCCGACCAGAUGUCAAGUCAGAUUCAUUUCAAAUGCCUAAAACUUCAAUGAAUGUUGCCUCGGGAAUACCGAAGUUCUGCCCGUUACCGAUGUUAAUGCAAGAUGAAAAUAAUUAUAUAAAAAGCGACACCAUGUUUAUAAAGUGUAUCGUCGAUUUUGGUGAAAUUCCGAAAAUGAUACUACCGUACACACUCAGUCUCAAUAUUGGCCUACCCGAUUACGUUCAAAAACACAUGAUUAAAACUGAAAUUGAGCGACGAAAUCAGCUAUCAUCACAAUCACAAACAAUCAAUUUACCAUCAACAUUUCAGUCUUGUGCGUAG
Didymodactylos carnosus is the source of this 1296-nucleotide messenger RNA. The record is from the annotation of a GenBank genome assembly. NCBI's taxonomy places the organism in Eukaryota, Metazoa, Rotifera, Eurotatoria, Philodinida, Philodinidae.